Cyphomyrmex costatus is the source of this 2068-nucleotide messenger RNA. RefSeq names its product protein dachsous-like. The transcript has 5 exons. Gene Ontology annotation, cellular component: plasma membrane. The record is from RefSeq and is a predicted model, not a curated record. Gene Ontology annotation, biological process: homophilic cell-cell adhesion. The coding region runs from base 14 to 2068 and encodes 684 amino acids. NCBI's taxonomy places the organism in Eukaryota, Metazoa, Arthropoda, Insecta, Hymenoptera, Formicidae. Gene Ontology annotation, molecular function: calcium ion binding.
GCGACGGUCAUGCAUGACGCUGGACGAUCGCGCCGGGUUCGCGACCGGUCGUGCUGAUCGGUUGUGCCGGUCCGCGGGACGUGGAAUGUCGAAUAAUGCGAGGAAUGCGCCAUAUCUCGCCGUCGCCGUAAAGGAACUCGGCAAAGAAAACGAAAAAGGUGAGAGAAGGAAAAAAAAUCCGUUUCGCUUUUCGCGUCGCGACCGACGGCGCGGCGACGGCCGAGGAUGGAAAGGUCGAGAUAAUAUCGCGAGUGUCGAGGUGGAGGAGGAGGAGGAGGUGGAGGGACGGCCGUGGCGUGGUGCUGGAGGCCCCAGGAUGUGGCAUCAUCUGCUACUGUUCCUCGUCCUGGGAGCGACCCCCGGCCUGGGCGCGACCCCCGCCCCGGGUGCGCUGCACGAGCGCGUCAAGUAUCUCGAGGUGUCCGAGAACGUGCGGCCGGGCACCCGGGUGGGUUUCAUCGACAUUGACAGCCCGCCUUAUCUGAUAGCGCCGGUGCCGGGCUCGCCGGUGGAGACCGACCUGAUGAUCGAGUCGGCAACGGGGGAGAUAAGGACGCGGGUGCCGUUGGACCGCGAGACCCGGCCGUCGUACAGCCUGGUAGCGUUGCCGAGGGUGCGGGUGGUUAUCACUGUGCUCGACGAGAACGAUAACGCGCCUACCUUCGCCGUGGAGCACGUCUACAUCGAGUUCCCGGAGAACUCGCCCCGCGACCAGCGCGGCCGCGACGGCGUUCUCUACCUGGACCUGCAGAUCGCCGGCACCCUGGACCGGGAGAUGCGCUCCCGUUAUCAUCUGGUGAUCGAGGCGCUCGACGGCGGCACGCCGCCCCUCCGUUCCCACUUACACGUAAACGUGACCGUUCAGGACGUCAACGACAAUCCGCCGGUCUUCAACCAGACGCGGUACGACGCGAGCGUGCCGGAGAACGCGACCGUCGGCACGCCGGUACUCGCGGUGAACGCGACCGACGCCGACGCCGGGGACAACGGCCGCAUCGAGUACUCCAUCAAUCGCCGGCAGUCCGAUCGCGAGGAGAUGUUCCGCAUCGAUCCCGAGACCGGGAUGGUCUACGUCAACAAGGCCCUCGACUUCGAGUCCAAGGAACGCCACGAGCUGGUGAUCGUCGCCCGAGAUCGCGGCGCCCAGCCGUUGGAAGCCAGCACCUUCCUCUCCAUCCGCGUGACCGACGUCAACGACAAUCAGCCGGACAUCACCGUCAUCUUCCUGUCGGACGACGCGACCCCCAAGAUCAGCGAGAGCGCGCAACUCGGCGAGUUCGUCGCGAGGAUAUCCGUCAGCGAUCCGGACUCCCGCACGGAAUACUCGAACGCGACGGUCACCUUGACGGGCGGCGAGGGUCACUUCGGUCUGACCACGCGGGACAACAUCAUCUAUCUCGUGGUGGUGGAACGACCUUUGGAUCGCGAGGAGCAGUCCGUCUACGAACUGUCGGUCGAGGCGACGGACGCCGGCACGCCACCGUUGUGCGCCGAGCGCACUUUCCGGCUCCUCGUCACCGACGUCAACGAUAACGCGCCGAUAUUCGACCGCGAGCGGUACGAGGCUCAUCUGUUGGAGGCGUCCGAGCCCGGGACGUCGGUGAUACAGGUGAUCGCGUCCGAUCUCGACGAGGGCGUCAACUCGGCGGUUCGUUACUCCUUGGCGAACGCGACGUGGUUCGCGAUCGACGAGACCACCGGGCUUAUCACCACGGUGACGCACGUGGAUUGCGAGGCCAACCCGGCGCCGAUUCUGCUGGUCUACGCGACCGACUCCGGACGACCGCCCCUCAGCAGCAGCGCGACCGUACGAGUCACCGUCCACGAUCUCAACGACAACGAGCCGAUCUUCGAGAAGCCGCUCUACAACGCCAGCGUGCCCGAGGACUUGCCCGUUGGACGCUGCUUCCUCAAGAACGCGAACAAGCUUAGUCCCCGACCGUCCGAGGGGGUGCUUCACGAGCCGGCGCGGCGCGGCGGCGCCGCAUCGUUACGUCCCGCCGUGCGAGCGGCCGUGCGUAUUUGUAUACACCCCACGAUGACAAGGCCAGGAUGGAAUAAAGGAUAG